Molecule: messenger RNA, 1257 nt
Organism: Coccinella septempunctata (seven-spotted ladybird)
Lineage: Eukaryota; Metazoa; Arthropoda; Insecta; Coleoptera; Coccinellidae
Product: solute carrier family 25 member 35-like
Exons: 4
Coding region: 114-1079 (321 amino acids)
Source: RefSeq, a predicted model, not a curated record
UGUCAGUUUCCAGUUUACCACUUUUCAUCUCGAUCCUAAAGAAUAGACAUCGCAUACGAUAGAGUCAGAAGAAAAUAGAGAACCUCCACUCGAAGUAGAAUUCCUGAACAAACAUGGAGUUUGUUAUUGGAGGUCUGGCUGCUGUGAGUGCGGGUAUAUUAACGAAUCCUUUGGAGGUGAUGAAACAUCACAUGGAAUUGGACAAGAAAAGUCCGGUUAAUAGAAAAUAUCGAAAUUUUAUACACGCCGGAUAUCUAGUGACUAGAAGCAAUGGCGUUAAAUCAUUACAGAAUGGUUUGUCCCCAGCUAUUCUCGCCCAUCUCACCAGUUAUGGGAUGAAACUUGGGACAUAUCAAUUUUCCCAGAGAAGGGGUUAUACAACAAACUCUUCAGGAGAAGUGAAUGUGCCUAUGAGUAUGGCCUCAAGUACUGCUGGUGGACUCAUAGGUCAAUACAUGUCCUCUCCUUUCUACCUCGUCAAAACUCACAUGGAACUCGACAAACAAGAGAAAAAAUCUGACAAGAAUUCGUACUCUCAAAUUGCUGCAAGAAUAUAUAGGGACCAAGGGCUUCGUGGUUUCUUCAAAGGAGCAACUGCUUCUCUACCUAGAGCAUUUAUUGGAACAUCCCAGUUGACUUCCUUUGCCAUCGCAAGGGAAAAUUUCAACAAGCUGGAUACUUUCAAGGAGCUUCCAAUGCUUACGACUUUGCUUGCCAGUUCAAUAGCUGGUAUAGUUUUAAGUCUUGCAAUGACACCCUUCGAUGCCGUUCUUACAAAACUUUACAAACAAGCAAUUAAUCCAAAACAGAAUUCCCAACAAGUCUACGACGGUUUUUUGGACUGCCUGAGGAAGACUUAUAAAAAAGAAGGUCUAAGACCAUUUUACAGAGGCUUAGGGCCACUUUCGAUGAAACUUGGACCACAUACAGUGCUGUGUCUGGUAUUUUGGGAGCAAUUGAAAGAUUUCUACGACAAUAACUGUGAGAUUCAUGAUAAAUAUAGUCCAAAUUUGAGUUUGUAUAACGAACAUUUCGUCGAAAAAGUAGUACAUCCAAACUCAUGUGAACUUUAUUGGUAGUCGAUGAAGGCAAAGUAGUAUUGGUUUUGCAGUUCAAUGCAAAUGUAAUUGUUAUUAUUUUUGUGUGAUAUAUUUGUUAAGAUCUAUAUUAUUUAUUUAUUUUAAUAUUGUUGUUUAUUACUUAUACCUUCUCAUUGAAUAUUGAAUCCACUGAUUCAAUAAAACAUAUUUUUUGUUA